This is a messenger RNA of Phytophthora megakarya, 762 nucleotides long. The record is from the annotation of a GenBank genome assembly. NCBI's taxonomy places the organism in Eukaryota, Oomycota, Peronosporomycetes, Peronosporales, Peronosporaceae.
AUGCCUCGGUACUCUACGAAUUACGGGAGGUGGAGACUGGAGAAACGAUCGAAUCUGAGGGAGAUCUUGGACCGGAACGACCCGAUCCCUCGAUAUCACGACCCACCGGAACGGAAGUUGACGGGACCAGUGGACGAGAGGUGGAUCAGGGCACAUAGGGCCUUCAUCGCCCUGAAACCCAAGAUCCCGGCUACCCCAGUCCUCCUCCAUUUCGACGAGGCGAGAACGCCGAACACGUAUCAUCCGGUGGCGUUCGCCAGUCGCACCUUGAAGACGAACGAGUUGAAUUACAAUGUGACUGAGAAGGAGGUGUUGGCACUGCUGAGGAUCUUGGAUCUCUAUUACAAUUUGCGAGUAGGACGCGAGAUCCGGGUCCUGACGAGGCAUUCCACGUUGGCCUGGCUGUUCAAGUUGACGGGAUUACAGGGUCGCCUGGGUCAAUGUUCUGUCCUCGUGGCCCCAUGGACACUCGAGAUCACCAAGUGCACGAAGGGUGAGGACGAGAUACUGGGGACGAUCGCUGCUAGCAUCACGCCGAGGGCGAAGAUCGACGACGCUCUGACCGAACUCGCUCCCCGGAAGGAACCUAAACGCCGGAUCCAAGCGCCGAUACCCACUGUAGAUCGAGACGAGGAACUAUGGGUGAUCAGCUUUGACGGAUCCGCUCGAGUCAAGCGUGGUGGAGGCGCGUUCAGCGCGAUUUUGUGGAGUCUACCCGGAUGGGAGGUGGUCAAGGCGGCUAUCUCGAGAGCCUCACCGUGA